AUGGAGCGUGAAGGAUGGUCUUCGUAUACGCUGGACGAUAAGGGCAUCAGCAUUCGGGUAAGGUCCGGUUCUCUGUUCUCCAUGCCCAAUGUUCAUCUAGUUGACCAUGGCGUCAUAUUUAAUUCAGUCUUUAGUUGCGUCCUCUCUCUGGACGCAAAUGUCCGGCAGAAUCGCGUGAGGCUGUCGCAGGCGCCGGAGUCGUCGUCGGAGUCGUCGCUCGCCAGCUUCAUCAGCAACCUCGCGCGACCAUCCAGUUCGUACCGCACGCAGUUCCUGCCUUCGCCGCAGCAGCGCAAGAAACAGCAACCGCAGUCGCAGCAGCAAGCAGACGGCCAGAAUGACCAGGCUCAAAGCGACCAGCCGUCGGAGCAAGGGCAGAGCACCGACGGCGGGGAGCAACAGAAGUCCCAUGUUGACCAGGAGUCGAAGCAGUCGCCGUUACCACUUCCCCUCUCCCUUCCUCGCUUCUUUAACUGCCCGCAGCGGUCGUUAUCGCUCGACCCUCGCAUUCUUCGCAAGCUGCUCUUCGAGCGACACGCAGAACCAUCGCAAGACGACGCGACGGAAGGUGAUGAAUCGAGCCCCGCCAGCAAACUGCCAGAGCUUCUGGAGGAUAUGAAGCACCCGCCGGAGCCGCCGUCAAUCACGGAGGAAAAAAUCUCUAGCUCGGAAAAGAAGCCCUCCCUGCACCGCCGAUCCUCGCUCCCGUUCGUAAAGGAGGUUCGGGAAGAUGGCGAAGCUGACAACGGCGAGGCGAAGGCGAUCCGCGAGGAGGGACAGACGCGGAUUCUCCCGAUGGACAUGGAGAUGUCGCCGCGCACGCGGUGGGAGGAGCUGAGCGAGCAGCAGCUGCUGCAGGAGCUGCAGCGCCGCGAGGAGGACGCCGCGCGGCUGCGGCGGAUGCGGGAGCAACAGGAGAGGGCCGGCGCGCGGGACUCGUCUCGGGAAAGACGCCGGGACGUGUCGCCUCAACGGGACUUCCUUCCCCGCGACACCCUCACGUGGGUGCUGCUGGCGGGCGGCGCUAUCGCCGCGGCGGCGUCCGCGGUGGGCAACAAGCGGCGCAAGGCGCACCUCACGGAGUCCUGCGUCGGCUCCACCGGACCGUCGGACAGCUUCGGCAUGUCAGGCUCGGGGCAGCUGUCAGGUUCGGGACAAAUGUCAGGCUCGGGAAGCGCGGAUGAGAUUCGGAGGCUGAGAAGACGUGACGGACGGAUGGAAAGGAGCCGCGACGGAGAGUCGUCUCGAGUCGGCGGGGACGGCGCCUUGAGCGGUCACCGCGGCAGCAGCGUCACGGGGGACGGCGGCGCGCGCAGCAGCAGGCGCAGCAGCAGCCGCCACAGCCACCACCACGACCGCGGAUACGACCACAGGCACGCGCACUCGCGCGGGCACGAGGGGCACGGGGGGAGGCCCCGCGCGCGAGGGGCUGAUUGCGCGCCAGAUGACAGCGGAGAGUCGCGCGAGGCUUAUCUGGGGGAGCAGUACUCCGGGCAAGGGGGGUACCUGGGGGAGAGGCUUGCGCCUGCGGAGCGGGGGAGCUACAGCGAGAGGCGGAGACGAGGCGGAAGCAGUAGUAGGGCUUACAAAGAGGGCAGUGCGACCAGUGCUGCUGCUUACACCGCUGAUGGCUACUCUCCUUCUUCCUCCGCCGCCGCCGCCGCUGCUGCUGGUGGCGCCGGCAGCAGGGCGCGGACUUACUCCCUCUCUUCGGGCCAAGACGCUGCCGCCGCCACCGCUGCUGCCAUGGCAGCCGGCACAGCCGCGGCAGCUGCAGCCGCCCUCAUGCCGGCGAUCCCCGGCGCCCUCCUCUCCGCCCCCUCCCUUCCCCCGCUCGCCCCUCAUCACGACAUCCUUGUCGCGCCAGGGGCCGCGACAGCCGCGGGAGGGGCUGCCCCUGUGGGCCUGGGUCUGCUGGGGAAGGACGCGCCGGAGUUCUGGGCUGCGCUUCCUUCCGACGCGCUCGCAGCAGCGUCUGCGAUAGCAACUGCGGCGGCUAAGGGGAAAGCGCCCCUGUUUACCCCUGAAGGUUCCGCCCCUGGUGCGGGUGCCGGCCCGUCCUCCUCCCUUCAGCUGCGCACCCCCUCACAGACUGGUGAGCGCGCGGUGCCAUACGCACAGUUCUCCUCCCCCUCCCCUGGCGUGUUCCGCUUCACCGGCGCCAGCCCCAGCGGCAGUGUUGGCGGAGGCGCGGGCGGCGGCGGCGGAACAGACGGCGCAGGCGCGGGGAGCAGCGGAACGCCGCUGGGUCUUUUGGGGAGCGGCGUGGGGACUUUCUCGGGGCUGGGGGCGUCCGCGCAUACGUCCAGCCCUUCUUCCGCCGCCGGUCUCCCCUCCCGCCGCGAGGAGGUGCUGCGGCUGCGCGCGCAGCUGCGCAGGCGCGACGAGAUGAUUCUGGACAUGCAGACGCAGUUGCUGCGCCAAGAGGAGGGGGUUGCGCAGCAGAUGGAUGGGCUGGCGGAGCUUGAGCGCGCGCUGGAGGAGCAGCGCGCGGAGAAGGCGCGCGCGGAAGCGAGGGCGGCGGAGGCGGAGAGAGAGGCGGAAGCCCAGGCGGAACAGUGCCAGGUGUUGUUGCGGAGGCUGAAGGAGCUGGAAGGGGGCAAGGGGGAAAGAAGCGGAAGCGGGGACAAUUCUGGGGUUGGAAAUGCUAACGCGAAAGGAGAAACAGGCGGACCCAGUGGGGGGAAAUCUGAAGAGGGGGAGUCCAGGGCGGCGGAAGGCGUGCUGGAGGCGCAGAUUGCGGAGGCAGUGGCGGCAGCAAAGGAGGCGGCAAGGCAGGCGGCGGAAGCCGCAGCAGCGGAGCAGUACCGCGUAGGAAAGGCGGAAGGAUCGCUAGCGGCGCAGCGGGAGCUGGAAAUCGCCGUGCGGCGGGGCAGGCAGCUGGAGGAGCAGCUCGCCAAGGCGGAAGAAUCCGCGGAGAAAUGGGAGCGGCUUGCGCGGGUGGCCAUGACGGAAAGCGCGCGGAAAGAGGCCGAGGCUGCGGAAGCAGAGGCGCGCGCCGCCCGCGCAGCUGCGGAGGCGGAGCGCCUGGAGGAGGAGUGCGGGGCGCUGGGCGCGCAAUACCAGGCUGUUCAGGAGCAGGCGGAGGGGCUGGAGAUUGAGCUGCGGAAAAUGCAGGAGAAGGCGGAGCUUUGGGAAAACAGAGGCCACGAGGCCGUCAAUAUAGUGGAGAUGCUUGAAGCGGAGCUGACUGUAGCGAAGCAGCAGGCGGAGGAGGCGGAGGAGGCUAAGCGGGAGGCGGAAGAGGCGAGGCGAGAGGCGGCGGACGCGAAACUCGAGGCGGCUAUGGCGCGGGAAAAGGUGGCUGAUGCUUCCGCCGCGAUGGCGGAAGAAGCUGAAGCAACAAGCGCGCGGGUGAAGGAGCUGGAGGAGCGAUUGGAGGAGAGCGAGGGGCGCGCGCGGUAUUGGGAGGUGGCGGGGAGCGAGGCGGUGGAGCAGGCGGCGGCGGCGGAGCGGAAGGAGGCGGCGGCGGUGGCGGCGGUAGAGCUGGCGGCGCAGAUUUCGUACCAGAAGGGGCGGGAUGAGAUGCGCGCGGAGAUGGAGGCGGAGAUGGGCCCGCUGGUGCAGGCGUGGGAGCGGAAAUGCGAUGCGCUCAAGAAGCAGUGCGAGGCCCUGCAGCAGCGGAAGGGGGAGGUGCCGGAGCGGGAAGGGAUGGGUGCGGGGGGGAGUGGAGAGGGGAGGAGUGCUGAAGGGAAGUCGGAGAGUGGCGAGGAGAGUGGAGCGGAGAGCGGGAGUGUGGUGGAUGAGGAAGGGGAGGAGUCUGGGAAGAGUGGGGUGGUAUCAGGGGACGAGGGCGAGGGGAGUAUGCUUGCACCCACCAGCCCAUCGGAAGAGGAAGGUGCGCCCGCUCCCAGCAACACACCUGCGCCAUCCCUGUCACCUGCGCUGGAGCAGGAGGUGCAGCUGCUGCAGGAGAAAUUCGCGUCGCUGGAACGGGUUUACUCCCUGGCGGAGCAGGAGCGCGUUGUGCUGCAAGAGAGGAACUCUAUAUUGGAGCAGGCGCAGUCUGCAUUGGAGCAGGAGCGAGCAGGCCUGCAGCAGGCUGUGGCAGAGAGGGAAGCAAGGCUAGAGGCGUGGGAGAAGAAGGGCGAGGAAUAUAGUUUUGCAGUUGAAGAGCUGGAGGAGUGGAGGGGGAAGGCGGAAGAGGCUGCUGUGGCGGCAGCAGCAUCCGAGGCGGUGCUCCUAGCAGCGUGCGAGCAGGCAGAGGCGGCUAAGGCUUCGGCAGAGGAGCGAGCUGCUGCUGCUGCUACUGCUGCUGCCGCUGCUGCUGCUGCUGCUGCUGCUGAAGCGGCAGCUAGGGCGACAAUAAUGCAGGCAGAGGCAGCAGCUGAGGCUGCCAGGGAGGAGGCAACGCGAGCGAAGGACGAAGCGAGUGCAGCUGUGACUGCUGCCGAGACUGCUGCUGCUGAAGCAGUUACUGCUGCGAAGGCUGCUGCUGCUGAAGCUGUGACAGCUGCCAAAGCUGCUGCUUCUGAAGCCGUUUCCUCUGCAGAGGCUGCUGCAUCUGGGGCACGCGAGGAGGUGGAGGAGCUCAAGAGGCAGUACAGGCAGCUCGUGGAAAUGCAAGAGGCUGCUUCAGAGGCCGCGCAGGCGAUUAUAACGCAACAGGGGCGGCUUAUAGUGGAGCAUGAGGCGCGGAUGGCAGAGCUGAGCGCGGAGCUUGAGAGCAGCCGCGCUGCUGCUGGUGAGAUGGAGAGCAGGUUUGAGGCUGCCGUGAGGGAGGUAGGGGAGAGGCGGAGGGAGCUUGGUGAAGUGAGGGCAUUAGCAGAGGAGAGCGAGCAGCAGGUGAGUUUUCUACAGGAGCAGCUGCGUGCUGCUGUGCAGAGAGAGGAGGAGCUCCAGCAGGCAGUUCUAAAGGCGAAGGCGGCAGUGGAAGGAAGAGUGGCUGAUGCUGUAGCAGCAGCUGUGGCGGACGCGAGAGCUAGUGAAGCCGCCAAGUGGGAGGAUGCAGCAGCGGCUGCUGCAGCUGCAGCAGAAGCAGAGGCAGCAGAGCGGUUUGCCAAGGGGCGAGAGGAGGGGAUGAGGGAAGCUGCAGCUGCAGUGGCUGAAGCCGAGGCUAAAGCUGCUGCUGCUGCUGAAGCGGUUAAGAUAGCUGAAGCCUUGGCUGCUGAUGCGAGAGCGGAGGCGGAUGCUGCUAAGGAGAGGUGCGUGGUGCUGCAGAAUGAACUGGAAGCGAGUGAGAGGAGGGCGCAGGAGAGUGCGAGGAGAGUGGAGGAGAUGAGAGUGAAGGAGAGAGAGGCGGUAGAGGCGAUGGAGGCUGCAGAGGCAUCUCAGGAGCAAGUGGUGGCUGCUGCUGUGCGUGCUGCGCAAGCUGCCGCCCAAGCAGCAGCAGAUGCUGCAGCAGAGGCAGCUGGUGAGGCGGCACGGCUGGAGUUGGAGAGAGAGCGGGAGGAGAGGAGGAAGGAGGUGGAGGCAGUGAGGGAGCAGGCUGAAGCGAAUGCUGCUGAGAGGAUUAAAGAGAUUGAGGCUGCAGGGGCUGGUGCAGUUGCGACUGUUGUAGCAGAGGCUGUAGCGGCACAGGAGACAGAGGUGGCUGUGGCUGUGGCGGCGGCUAUAGCAGCAGGGGAGGAGCAGGCAGUAGAGGCGUUCAGGAAGGGGGUGGAAGCUGGUAAGAAGGAGGCGAUGGGUGAAGCAGAGAAAGAGAGUGAGAAGGUGAAAGAGGAGUGUGUUGUGUUGGAAGCCAGGGUUAGAGAGACGGAGGAGAGGCUGCGAGAGAGUGAGAAGCAGCUGGAGGAGAGUGAGGGGAGGGUUGUGGAGAGGGAGCAGAGGUUGAAGGAGAGUGAGAGAAGGUUGGAGGAGAGUGAGGGGAGGCUGGACGAGUGGAGGAAGAUGAGGGAAGCUCAGGAGGACGCGCUGGGAGGCUUGAUAACAGCAGCAGGAGGAGGUUCGGGUGCAAUGGAGGACGUGAGAGCACUACUCGAGGAGAAUCGCCAGCUGGACGCUGCCAAGGUGGCAGCCGAGAGGGCUGCUGAGCUGGCGGGCAGUGAGCGCGAUGAGCUUGCAUGGCGUGUGAAGGAGCUGGAGAGCCAGCUGGCAGCGCUGAUUCAGCAGCAGCGGGAGGCAGCAGCAGUGCAGCAGGAGGAGCAGGCACUUUUGCGUGGUGAGGAAUCUGUAGUGGAAGGGAAAGAGAAGGACGAGAAUCUCAAGGCGUUUGACGGGCUGUCCACUCGCAGCCUCGCUGGCAGCGAUGACAGCAGCAGCAGCGAGGGCAGUCUGGGGGAGGAUGCAGUGGAGGGACAGACAGCAGCAGCAGCAGUGGGUGGCGUGGGCGAUGGAGAGGUUGAGAAGGGGCAGUUGGAGGAGGAAGAGACGAGGCAGACGGAGCAGGUAGGGGAGCAGCAGGGGAUUGGUGAGGAGGCGCAUGGGAAGGAAGCAGAGGUAGGAGUGCAGGGGGAGGAAGAGAAGGUGAUGCAACAGGAAAAGGGAGGAGAGGCGCCGCAAGAGGAGGGGGACUCUGAAGCGGGUGGCAGUGGUGAGCAGGUGGUUGUGCUGGAAUCGUACGGCAGUGGCGUCCCACCUGCCGAACAGGCUGGUGUGCAGGAGCAUCAGGAGGAAUCUGAUGCUGCCUUAGGGGACGCUGUUGUGAACCAGGGUGAUGCAGUGAAUCGGGACAGCGCAGUGAAUCAGGAUGAUGCAGCGAACCAAGACAAUGCUGUGACUGAGGCAGGUGUAGACGCAAAGGAAGCAGCUGAAGCUACUCCUGCUGAAGCUUCUCCUGCUGAAGCUUCUCCUGCCGAGGCUACUCCUGCCGAGGCUACUCCUGCCGAGGCUACUCCUGCCGAGGCUACUCCUGCCGAGGCUACUCCUGGUGAGGCUCCUCCUGCCGAGGCUCCUCCUGCCGAGGCUCCUCCUGCCGAGGCUCCUCCUGCCGAGGCUACUCCUGCCGAGGCUACUCCUGCCGAGGCUACUCCUGCCGAGGCUACUCCUGCCGAGGCUACUCCUGCUAAUUCUGCCGAAGCUAGCCCUGUCGAAGCUACUCCGGCCGAAUCUACUCCUGCUGAAGCUCCGCCUGCUGAAGCUGUGCCUGCUGGACCUGUGCUCGCUGAACCUGUGUCUGCUGAAACCGUAGCUUUGCCUACAGGUUUUGGCAAUGAGAGUGCUGUCAGCAAGAGCGAGGCAUUCAAGUUUGUUAAUCCUUCUGGCAAUCAUGAGGCCGACAGCAAGGAUGGGCCAGCAGCUGAGUCAAGUGAGCCGGGUCCCCACACAGGUUUAUUUAUUGCAAGUCGAAAGCUCAUCAUAGAUUCUUUUAACAGUCCGAUGCCGUCGGUGAUCGCCUCUUCCGCGGCUGUUGAGGCGAAGGAAGUUUCCCCACCGAGUCAAUCUAGCGACGGCUCCGCGAAAGCGGCUGCUGCUCCUCCUGCCACGUGGAAGGCGAGCAUUGAUUUCAAGUGGAUACGAGAGAAUCGGGACCUGAUGGAGGCCAAUGUGAAGGAACGCCAGUCCAAUGCUGACGUGGCUCGUGUCGUGGAGCUUUACGAAGACUUUGUUUCAAAGAAUCUGGAGGUGGAUCGGCUACGCGCGGAGCGGAACCGAGUGGCGAAUGCGAUGAAGGCGAAGCUGGAGGCGGAGGAGAGGGCGAGGCUGGUGAGCGAGGGCAAGCACCUCAAGGACGUGCUCGCGGGGCUCGAGGCUGAGCUGGGGGAGGUGGCUUCUGAGAUGCAGCGGGAGGGACAACGGCUUCCCAAUCUGACUCAUCCUGACGUGCCACGUGGCGGAGAGGAAGUGGCUGUCACUUUGCGAACGGUGGGAGAGAAGCGCGCGUUCGCGUUCCCCCCGAAGGACCACGUGGAGCUCGGGCUCGCGCUCGACCUCUUCGACUUCGACUCCGCUGCUGAGGUGAGCGGCGCCAAGUUCUACUAUUUGCGCAACGAGGCGGCGCUGCUGGAGAUGGCGCUCAUCAACUGGGCGCUCGCGCUGCUCGUCGCGCGCGGCUUCACGCCCGUGUCCACCCCCGACCUCGUGCGCGCGCACGUUGUAGAGCGAUGCGGCUUCCAGCCGCGCGCUGCCAACACGCAGGUGUAUUCAGUGGAGGGGUCGGACUUGUGCUUGGCCGGCACAGCAGAGAUUCCCGUGGGCGGCAGCUUCAUGGAUAAGAUUUUGAGCGAAUCAGAUCUGCCGCAGCGCGUUGUGGCCUUCUCCCACUGCUUCCGCACAGAGGCCGGCGCUGCUGGCUCUGCCACCAGGGGGUUGUACCGCGUGCACCAGUUCAGCAAGCUGGAGAUGUUUGUGGUGUGCCGCCCGGAGGACAGCGACGCCUUCCACCAGGAGCUCAUUCAGAUCGAGGAGGACAUGUACACUGCCCUCGGACUACACUUCGUCACUUUGGACAUGCCAACAGCGGAUUUAGGCGCUCCUGCAUACCGGAAGUUUGACAUUGAGGCCUGGAUGCCGGGCCUAAACCGAUAUGGAGAGAUUUCUAGUGCGUCGAACUGCACUGACUAUCAAGCUCGUCGGCUGAACAUCAGAUAUCGCCCUGCGACGAGCGCUGGUGAUUUGGAAGCAAGCUCUACUAAGCCAGAGAAAGGGAAGAAAGGUGGCAAAGCCAAGACGCCGCUGGCCCCACCUCGAUUUGCCCAUACUUUGAAUGCUACUGCGUGUGCGGUUCCUCGCCUGAUCGUGAGCAUUCUAGAAAAUUUCCAAUUAGAAGAUGGCUCUGUAGAGAUUCCAGAGGUUUUGAGGCCAUACAUGGGAGGCAUCUCUGUUAUUAGGCGGAAGUAA
Molecule: messenger RNA, 8718 nt
Organism: Closterium sp. Yama58-4
Lineage: Eukaryota; Viridiplantae; Streptophyta; Zygnematophyceae; Desmidiales; Closteriaceae
Source: the annotation of a GenBank genome assembly